Styela clava is the source of this 2303-nucleotide messenger RNA. Lineage: Eukaryota; Metazoa; Chordata; Ascidiacea; Stolidobranchia; Styelidae. The record is from RefSeq and is a predicted model, not a curated record.
GUCUACGUCAAAAAUUUGGAAUUUACUUCGUAACGAACCUUCAACGAUUCGGAUUUGACCGAAUUUAUCACGAUAUGAUUUUAACACGUAAGACCGGAGUCGAAAUGUUGGAAACUCCAAUGACUCGACGGUUCUGUGAAUCCCGCAUCAUGACGGAAUAUCACCUACGGAAGCCAUACUUCAUUAACGCCAACGACGACUUGGUACCUGUCUGUUCCCAGGGCUCCGUCCCGAACGACGAAAUGUGGAAAAAAUUUGAACUUUAUUUGACCCCUCCAAGCUCACCCCCAAGAGAAAACGAUGGCCCCCAAGUUCCGGAAAUAGAAUCGGAUAGCACCUUCGCCACCUUAACUUCCGGGUUUGACUUCACUAACUUGGAUUUGGACUUUGACCCCAAAGAAUUUGAAGACAUGCUGAACUGUCAAGGCGAAUUGUCUUGCAAAGACAAAAUUGUCUGCGAUUGUCGCAGCGAACAGCUUAUCAAAGAUUGCAUGUGGAAUGGCGUUGGACAUAAAGCCUCAGCUGGCUUUAGAAACAUAAGAAAUAAUCGCCGUUCAUCUCCCGCUACAUCCCACUCCCCAUGUCACGCACACGGAUGCGUCGACCCAAGGAACAUAUUCCCGUACCCAGUUGGACAACCGAAUUGUUGCGAAAACCAACGAAUGAAGAUUCCGUCGCCGGCCCCCGUCUCCAUCAGACACCGACCCCCAAUGGAUGGAGCAGAGACACCUAGCGACUCAGAAGAGGAAAUCGACGUGGUUACAGUUGAAAAGAACAGUACCGUGUUAAAAGCAAAGAACAAUGUGACAAUCGGACAAAAAGGUGUGACACCCGGGAAAAAGAUUCUGGCUACGUUAGUUCCAAAAGAAAACGGAAAAUUAACCCUCGUAACGAACACUAGCGGCGCUACAAACUUUAUCAGAAAGGGAGUAAAAACCAUCACCCAAAAUGCUGAAAUGGUCGAACGCGGUAGGGCAAGGAGUAAAUAUCAACUUGUCAAUGGAAAUGGGCAAAAUAUCCCUCCUCGCACAGUCAUGGUGGUCGAGAAAAAGGCGCAAAAUUUGAAAGAGAAAUUCGCUACAGCGACUGUUGGAUCAAAAAGGCGCCACACAGUGGAAGAAACAGCAUGCUGUGUCACGAAAGCUCAGCAGCCGGUAAUGCAAAUGGCCAACCCGAAGUUAGUAAUGCAGAGGAAUAACUCAGUGUCCCCCGUUUCCAGGACGGAUGGGAAAAGACGGAUUUUGUCUUUAGAUGGAGUCUCAUUCUGCGCAACCAACGGCGUGCGUCAAUACAACACCGAUUACAUGCGUUCCAAAGACGGAACGAAAAUUGGGGGAACUCCAGAAAAAGACUCCGUAAAAAUCAAGCAAGUCGUGUUACCAGAAGUGACGUCAUCAUUUAGUGACGUAGUGAGCAAAUUCAAAAUCACGAAACAGAAAAUACCUAUCGGAGCAGCUGUUAAAGUCAAAGAGGAACCGAACGAGUUUCGAACUCGAAUUGUUGGAUCACCACAGAACAAAAGAAAACGUAAAGCUGAGGCAUUGGCCAGCGUGCUGUCUUCUGGAAGUGGAUCGGACAGCGAGCAAAUACGUGCGGCGCAUAACGUACUGGAACGUCAACGUAGAGAAGGUUUGCGCGCGUCAUUCCUGACGUUGCGUGAUAACGUACCAGAACUCAGAGCAAUGGAGAAGACUCCCAAAGUCAACAUUUUAAACAAAGCGAGGGAUUACUGCUUGGAACUCCAGCGAGACGAAAAAUCACUGACGAUCGAGAAAGAUCGUCUCAUUCGUCGUCAGCAACGGCUGCAAUCUCGUCUCGAACGAGCAAGACGAGCUGUCCAAUCCAUUUCCUCGCCACCAGAAAGCGAUUUAGAAUCCGAAGUGGAAUUAUCCGGAAAUAACAACAGCUCCCCAAUUGUAUCACUUCCGCCUUCUCCACCAACUGGAUACAUCCCAAGCACGAAUUAUUACGUCACAAACAAAAGGUCACCAACAGAACAACAACAACACGAAGUCGUCUUCAGGUUGGAAUCGGCAAAAAACUCUCGCCAAAGAGUCAAAAAUACUGAUUUUUCUCCUACGGUAAAGCAAGUCAAAUGUCAGGCAGACCUACGAGCGAUUCUGGCAACGCUACAGAAGGGGACAGACACGAACUUACGACUUUCGUUUCAAACUAGUGAUGUUCUUUCCGACGGCUUUGACUGCGGUGAUAGCGAAGAAGAGCAUUUAAGAACUUUAUUUAAAUUUCCCGCGCUUUUUAGUGCGGCCGCCACGUACCCCGUGAAUGAGCACAACCCCGACUGA